Messenger RNA from Aspergillus brunneoviolaceus CBS 621.78, 728 nucleotides. RefSeq lists its product as uncharacterized. The record is from RefSeq and is a predicted model, not a curated record. Bases 164 to 529 code for a protein of 121 amino acids. The transcript has a single exon. Lineage: Eukaryota; Fungi; Ascomycota; Eurotiomycetes; Eurotiales; Aspergillaceae.
CAUGCAUGCACGGGAAGCGGGAAAAAAACCCCACAAACCUCCCGUCUACUAAGGCGUGAUAUAAUGUUAACGAGUAAAACGAACCGAUAGCACGAGACUUGCCUACUUACCGUUCUUACGACUUUUACUUCUUAUAUGAUGCGCAUGGAAUACGAAAUGUGGAAUGUACUGGUUCAUGUACUUUUUGCUGCGGUGUGGUGAAGGAUAUGUCCCUUGUACCUGGUUGCGGAAGAGGGAGGGAAGUCAUUUUUCGGUGAGGUGCAUAUGUGACCCUGGCUGGAGUGUAUUAAAUGUUGUAAUUGUUAAUAUUCUCUCUUCGGGUGGUUUCUUUAUUUUUUAUUCGUCGCAGAUCGGUUAUUGGAUAUAUAGACAUUCGUUUUCAUAUCAAGUAAUGAUUACCUAUACUGGAGCACAUUGGACUAACAAUGUCGCAAGAGCUCUGACAGGUUGCAUCAUCCAUCUAGACCAGAAUCAUCUCGGGAGAAUGAAAGGUGGCACAUAUUUGCACAUAUCUACGCGUUGUGGCUGAUAUCAUAUAACAACAGGAGAAAAAUAACAAAGGAGAAGAUUAAGAACAGACAAAAUCGAGAAGGAGACCACCGUGUUCUACAUUCAGAGUAUUAUCACUGCUCCCCCUUGACUUUGUCACCCCCGCCCCCAACGACAGACUUUUUGAUUAGGUGUAUACACCGGCCCAUCUACCGGGGGUUGUUGAUGUAGUCAGCGAG